AUGAAAGAAUACAAGAAGGAAAUGUACAAAUGUACGGAGUGUGCAGAAGGUUUCGGUACAAGCCGCUCUCUUACAUUGCAUAAAAAGACUCACAAAGCAGAGGAUCCACACAAAUGUCUGGAUUGUGGAAGGACCUUCAGGCAGAAAAAUCAUCUCAAUUCACACAAGAAGGUCCACGAAGAGACAAAGCAGCAUCAAUGGAUUAAUAGGGGAAAGUCCUUCGAAAGCAGAGCCUUCCUUACUUCCCACCAAAGCAUCCACAAAGAGGAGAAGUUGCACAAACGCAGGGAGGGUAGAAUGAUGUUUACUUGGAGCAAUGAACCAAAUUCCCAGAAAAAAAGCCCCACUGGGAAUAAGUCAUGUAAAUGCCUGGAAUGUGGGAAGAGCUUCCGCUCUGCAAGUCACCUCACUUACCAUAAUAGGAUCCAUACAGGGGGAAAGCCAUAUCAUUGCACAGUGUGCGGAAAGAGCUUUGCACAAAAAGGCAACUUCAAUUUACAUAAGAGGAUCCAUACCGGAGAGAAGCUGUAUAAAUGCACAGAAUGUGGAAAAUGCUUCAGGACCUCCAGUGCCCUUACUCACCAUAAGAGGAUUCAUACAGGGGAGAAACCAUACAAAUGCCUGGAGUGUGGAAAGAGCUUCAGUAAAUCCAGCCACUUAACUUCCCAUAGAAAUAUCCACAGUGGAGAGAAACCAUAUCAAUGCACCAAGUGUGGGAAGCGCUUCAGUCAAACAAGUCACCUUAAUAUCCAUAAAAGUCCCCACAUGGGUGAAAAGCCUUAUAAGUGCACCGAAUGUGACAAAUGCUUCACCAGUUUGAGGUCCCUCACUUCCCACAAAAGGCUCCACACUGGGGAGAAACCAUAUGAAUGCCGCAUGUGUGGAAAGAGCUUCAAUGCAAAAAAAAGCUGUAUCCUACACAGCAGAACCCAUACUGGGGAGAAACCAUAUCAGUGCCAGCAGUGUGGAAAAUGCUUCAGUGAUUCUGGAGAACUGACGAUCCAUAAAAGGAUUCACACAGGGGAGAAACCCUUUAAGUGCACAGAAUGCAGCAUGAGUUUCAGAAGAAGUGGUUACCUUUGUAGCCACAAGAGGAUCCACACUGGAGAGAAACCAUAUACAUGUCACGAGUGCGGAAAAAGCUUUAGACACAAUAAUUCACUCAGGAGCCAUAGAAGGCUUCACUCAGGGAAGAAAUCCUAUAAAUGCCUGGAGUGUGGAAAAUGUUUUAGUGAGAGUGCCCAGCUUACCUCCCACAAUAGGAUCCACACUGGAGAGAAGCUGUUUAAAUACAUCGACUGUGGAAAGAGUUUCAAAGACGGGAGAAAUCUUAUGCUGCAUAAAAGAAUCCACACAGGGGAGAAGCCAUAUCAGGGUGUAGAGUGUAGAAAGAAACUCAGAACCGGGAGUGUCUUUAAUUACCAUAAGAAGACCCACAGCAUGAAAAGAUGAUGUAAGGCGUAAAAAUCAAGCUAGGGUGGGGCAGGGGGAUGUGCCUCACACGCCCCGCACCCGUUCACCUGAAAAAAAGCACCUUUGGAAUAAGACAUUCAGACAACCUUAGGGUGCAGAAAGCUGGCUUAGACAUUGUAUAGGGAAGAUGGUGAAAUAUUUCAGGAGGAAACAUUGCAACCUAAGUGGUGAGGUGCAGAACUGGUGUUGACAACCAUCCAUAUUUCCCUAAUGUUGGAAGGAAUCAACAGUGGAUCUACAACUACACCCAUGUGGAGAAAGUCACGCCAGAACAAAGAGAAAUGGGAUCUUCGGUGAGCACUUCGCUGGGACAAAGUGACGGAAGAGAAUGA
Thamnophis elegans (Western terrestrial garter snake) is the source of this 1805-nucleotide messenger RNA. Its product is annotated as zinc finger protein 501-like. The transcript has a single exon. Gene Ontology annotation, biological process: regulation of transcription by RNA polymerase II. Bases 1 to 1452 code for a protein of 483 amino acids. The record is from RefSeq and is a predicted model, not a curated record. Gene Ontology annotation, molecular function: DNA-binding transcription factor activity; RNA polymerase II cis-regulatory region sequence-specific DNA binding. Lineage: Eukaryota; Metazoa; Chordata; Lepidosauria; Squamata; Natricidae.